AUGGUGCAGCAAGCGCUCGCGUGCGUGUUGCUGCGGAAGAACCAGAGGCCGUUCAUGGUCGUCGCCGACAGCAACCAAGUCGUGAUGAUGGCAACGCAAGCUAUCCUCGAGCUGCGCCCCGACAUCUUAUGUCUCCCAGGAGACCCCGGCGUGAAGUUUUAUCCAGCCAAGGUCGGCGAGAAAUGGCUAAGCGCUGAUGACCCGCUUCUGGAAAAACUGAAGGUGUACACAACUUCUGAAGAGAUCGAGAGCCUGGUGGGCAAGGAGAUUGACUCAACGGGUUUGGUCGGUGCCGUCUUUGAGGGGGCCGCCACGCACGGCCAGCUAUAUGUGCUCGUGGCUGUUGCCGAUGGUGCCCUUGGAGUGACACCGGAGACUUCGACGUCGGCAAGACCCUCGAUUCAGUGUUACGACAAUGGCCGGACAUCUUCUUGGAGAGACGACUUCCUGAAGACAGCGCUAUCUGCAGAGUCUUUGCCGCAUGCUUCAGAGCUGGAAGGGUUGUUCAAGCAGCCUCUCCCCGAGAAGAUUCGUGUGGAUAUGGCGUUGCGUGAACAAUGGCUCCGGACUGGUGAAGUCUCUCCAGAUCUGAUCGACAAGAUCUUCGUCACAAGCGCAAACCCUCCGCGCAUUCGCCCAAUUCUGGAACGAUAUGGCUUCCAGAACGCCAAGCAGCAUCUGACGCAAGUGUACAAAAUGCUGGUCGAGAACGACGUUCCUCAUGUGGAUCGGCUCGUCGACACGUACGAAUCUAACGGACUCGUUUUGCAGCCACGAGGUCGCGAGGUAAGGCCGACCAACUUGACGGAGCUAUUUCGCGCCUUGCGCAAUGUGCUGGAGGCUCUGGUGGCUCUGCACUCCGCAUCGUCGAUGCACCGAGACAUCCGCUGGCCCAACGUGCUGAAGCGCUGUGAUGGCUCCGAGACGUGUGGCGAGCACCUCAGCCCAGACGAGCACGCCCCCGAAAUCUUCAGCCCCGGCGCAGAUCAUACAACGGCUGUGGAUAUUUGGUCGGUUGGGCACUGGAUCAAAACGAGCGGAGUGACGUGGUUCGAUUUACCGGAGAAACUAGCGUUCCAGGAUGAACUCAUGCACGCCGACCCUGCAAGGCGCCCAAGUGCUGAGGUUGCUCUGAAGCGGCUCACGGAGCUGGAGGAAAAGGAGCUGAAACGAGAGACCGACCACCUUUUGAUCCGACAGAAACGAAGCGAUCAGGAGGAGAAGAUCGAUAUGGCGUCGAGGAAGCCUCCACGAGCGGGUUAG
Molecule: messenger RNA, 1263 nt
Organism: Phytophthora sojae
Lineage: Eukaryota; Oomycota; Peronosporomycetes; Peronosporales; Peronosporaceae
Exons: 3
Coding region: 1-1263 (420 amino acids)
Source: RefSeq, a predicted model, not a curated record